Molecule: messenger RNA, 1576 nt
Organism: Brachypodium distachyon (stiff brome)
Lineage: Eukaryota; Viridiplantae; Streptophyta; Magnoliopsida; Poales; Poaceae
Product: F-box protein At4g00755
Exons: 5
Coding region: 200-1360 (386 amino acids)
Molecular function (GO): protein binding
Source: RefSeq, a predicted model, not a curated record
GACGCCCACCCGUUUCACCCGGGAGAAACCCCCCGCAAAACGAGCGAAGCAAACGCAAAGCAAAGGGAGCAGCAAGGGAACCCGGACAGUUUCUCUCGUUCUCCCACUCGCUUUGGCCCUCGCCUUCGCCUCGCUUCCGACCUAGGGCAAGGGCAUUCCGUCCGCCCGACCUCCUCGCCGUCGGCCGUCCGCGGAAGCCAUGUCGGACGUCGGCUGCGGCUGGGACUUCCUCGACUGGGUCGGCCCGGACCUCGCCGCCUCCGCCUUCGGCCUCCUCGACCACCCCGCCGACCUCGUCCGCGCCGCCGCCGUCUCCCGCUCCUGGCGCCGCUGCGCUGUGGAGAGCGGCGUGUGCAAGAGCCUGUGCGUGAAGCUAUGCCCGGAGGCGGCCGUAUUCACCAGCGCGGUGGAGGUGAGCCGAUCCCCGCCGACGGCCGCCGAGUCCAGCAGCGGCGGCGGGAGCGGCGGCCGCGAAGACGACGCCAGGAGCCAGGAGAGCCAGUUCAGGAUAUUCUCCUGCCUCUGCGGCGCGGUCCUGCACUCCACCACCAAGCCCGACGCCGACUGCAUCCAGAACUGCUUCGGCGCCUCCAGCACCGACAACUUCCCCGACGAGAGCAUGGACAGCACCCUCCAGCCUCAGGACCGCAUCAACCUCAACCCGUCCUACUGGUCCAGCGGCGGCCAGGACGACCCCGACGUGCCCGAGUCCCUCACCUACAAGCUCGCCUCUGAUAUCUGCGUCGUCCGUGAGAUCAAGCUGCAGCCGUUCAAAGCAUACUUUCAGAUUGGAUUUCCAAUUUACUCUCCAAAGAUGGUACGGUUUCGCUUUGGCCACUGCAAGCUUCCUCAUGGAACAGAAUCAUAUCUCACGGAUGAGGAUGAGAACCUGGCAAUGAUCGCUGAUGAAAAUUACGUGUGGACUUACACCUCGCCAGAGUUCCCUGUGUUGCAGGAAAAUAUGCUACAAUCGUUUAGACUUCCGCGCCCAGUCCUUUGCAUUGGUGGUGUAGUGAAGAUUGAACUGUUGGGCAGAGUGCAGAAGCAAGCAACAGAUGAUAAGUACUACAUAUGUGUGUGCCAUGCUCAAGUGGUAGGACGUUCACUUUCACCUGUCUUCGUGGUUGACAUCGCUGAUGCUGGUGGGCAUGCAGUCCUCAAGUACUCUCCGGGUGUCAGGAACCUAGGCGCUGAGGACGUGAAGCAGGAGGAUGCUAGGGACUCUACGGAUUGGCACUCGCUCGUGGCGAGGUACAGGCAGGUGCGACAUCUAGCAAUCAUGAAUGUUCUUCUUGGGCCUCCACAGAGUAUGGAAGAAGACGAUGCAGGCGUCGUCUCAGAUGACGACCCAUUCGAGUAGGCUGGGCUGCAGCCAAAGAAACCGCUUUUACCGUUUUAUAGUCCCCCUUGAAACAUGUCUCGAGUCGGAACUUGUUGAUCCUUGUGUAAACUGGUCGAGAACAUAUAGCAUACCUAGUCCUGAACAUAGUCAGGUGGUUGUGGAAACAGAGAUGCGAGUACAGAGUUUUUAUAUCAUGGUUUACAACUUUGCACAAUCAUGGUCGUCGUUGUAAGC